AUCAAGUCUCUAGAUAUACAGAGGCGAAAAUUGAGCUAAGGCAAAUGAGGGAAUUUGUAAACAUAUCAAAACUUAGACAUGAUAAGCAACGAAAGUCAAGUCGCUGUCCCACGUGCUCUCAGGGGAAGCGAAGAACAAUGUGGGCCAUCUCGCAACAUGUCUAGACGCCGUCCCACUCUCACCCCUCGCGCGCCACCUCCUACCUUCACACAUCCUACCCCUACAAUCAAUCCAAUUCCCAAUUCCCAUCUCAUCCCCAACCCCCAAAAUGCCAUCCCCAAGGGAGGACGGGUGUGUAUUCUGGUGGUAAAUUUGCUUUGGAAGGUUUAUUUGUUUUCCUCUUUCCGAGAACUAGUUUUGAGUGUCUGACUCAGAGGAAUGGGAUUCGUGGAGACUUUGCAAAGAGAAACGGAGCACCUGGGAAUCCAAUCUAUUAUCUCCGAGCCAGGGGAGUUUAGGACGAACGUAUCGUCUUCUUCGGGUAAGGAAAGUGAAUUCGCGAAGGAUGUAGAUUAUGGAGAGUUGGCGAGGAGGGUGCAAGCUGGGUUGAAAGCUAGUAAUAGGAAGCAGAAAGGUGACACGAAGAAAGCUGCUAAAAUCAUGGUUGAUGUUGUGAAAGGGGAGGGUGUAGAAGGAGGUAAAUCGAUGCCGAAGAGAUUGCCGCUUGGCAGGGAUUGUUUAGAGACUGUGAGGAGGAAGGAGACGUUGGAGCUCUGCGAUGAGUGGGAAGAAAUCGUUGAGAAUACUGAGUCUGAGAAAGACGACAGAGUUGGAUGA
This is a messenger RNA of Mollisia scopiformis, 777 nucleotides long. RefSeq lists its product as uncharacterized. Bases 379 to 777 code for a protein of 132 amino acids. NCBI's taxonomy places the organism in Eukaryota, Fungi, Ascomycota, Leotiomycetes, Helotiales, Mollisiaceae. The record is from RefSeq and is a predicted model, not a curated record. The transcript has a single exon.